AGCCGCGAGCGAGACGCGGGGGAGGGAGCGGCCGGAGCCCGAGCAGCAGCCGCCGGCGUCGGCGGGGAGCACCGAGCGCAGUCGGAGCCGCAGCCGCGAUGGCCGUGGCCGUGGGGAGACCGUCUAAUGAAGAGCUUCGAAACUUGUCCCUUUCUGGACAUGUUGGAUUUGACAGUCUCCCGGACCAGCUGGUCAAUAAGUCUACUUCUCAAGGAUUCUGUUUCAACAUCCUGUGUGUUGGUGAGACGGGCAUCGGCAAAUCCACGUUAAUGGACACUUUAUUCAACACCAAAUUUGAAAGUGACCCAGCUACGCACAACGAACCAGGUGUCCGGUUAAAAGCCAGAAGUUACGAGCUUCAGGAAAGCAACGUACGGCUGAAGUUAACCAUCGUGGACACCGUGGGAUUUGGAGACCAGAUAAAUAAAGACGACAGCUACAGGCCCAUCGUGGAGUACAUCGACGCGCAGUUCGAGGCGUAUCUGCAGGAGGAGCUGAAGAUCCGGCGCUCGCUGUUCAGCUACCACGACUCCAGGGUCCACGCCUGCCUCUACUUCAUCGCCCCCACCGGCCACUCCCUCAAGUCCCUGGACCUGGUCACCAUGAAGAAGCUGGACAGCAAGGUGAACAUCAUUCCCAUCAUUGCAAAAGCCGACACCAUCGCCAAGAACGAGCUGCACAAAUUCAAGAGUAAGAUCAUGAGUGAGCUCGUCAGCAACGGGGUCCAGAUAUACCAGUUCCCCACGGAUGAGGAGACGGUGGCAGAGAUCAACGCGACAAUGAGCGUCCAUCUCCCCUUCGCAGUGGUUGGCAGCACGGAAGAGGUGAAGAUCGGCAACAAGAUGGCCAAGGCCAGGCAGUACCCCUGGGGCGUGGUGCAGGUUGAGAACGAAAACCACUGUGACUUCGUGAAGCUGCGGGAGAUGCUGAUCCGCGUGAACAUGGAGGACCUGCGAGAGCAGACUCACACCCGCCAUUACGAGCUGUAUCGGCGCUGCAAGCUGGAGGAGAUGGGCUUCAAGGACACGGACCCUGACAGCAAGCCUUUCAGUCUUCAGGAGACCUACGAAGCGAAAAGGAACGAAUUUCUGGGAGAACUUCAGAAGAAAGAAGAAGAGAUGAGGCAGAUGUUUGUGAUGAGAGUGAAGGAGAAGGAGGCGGAACUUAAAGAGGCAGAGAAAGAGCUCCAUGAGAAGUUUGACCUCCUAAAGCGGACACACCAGGAAGAGAAGAAGAAGGUGGAGGACAAGAAGAAGGAGCUGGAGGAGGAGGUGAGCAACUUCCAGAAGAAGAAGGCGGCCGCCCAGCUCCUGCAGUCCCAGGCGCAGCAGUCUGGGGCCCAGCAAACCAAGAAGGACAAGGAUAAGAAAAACUGACCAUCUGCCUCUUGAGAGAGAGAAGUGGGCAUCCUUCCUUUAAAUUCAGGAACCACUGUUGUUUGAGUUCACUCUUUUUCUGUGACCUGCAUCCCUUAUAUAAGUUGUCUUCGGUUUGGGAUUCUGUUUUUGAAAAAAAAAUUUUCCAGUUAGUCAGUUCUGUUUUAUGUAUUGGUUAUUCAAACUGAGUUUGGUAUCAAAAUUAUGCCAGUUUUAAGUUCAAGGGGAAAUCUAAGUGAAGUUUAAGUCACAGAAUUCUGUUUAAGAAUCUCUGCUGAUCUCAGAUACAACCACGAAAACCCCUCGGGUGUCACUGGGGUUUUGACCUACAAGUCUUAAUCGUGUUUAAAAUGUGUCAGUUUAGGUCGAGGACUUUUCUGCCUCUAGGGCUCAAUUUAUACUUAAAGCCACGUUAAAUAACUUUCUGGCCCAUCCCUGCCUUUUUAUUUAUUGUGAAGCUGUGCUUUGCCUUGUUUCCAGACUGUUUGUAUGCUGGGCCGUGGGAACAAACCCCAGGGACGUAUGCAGCCCCUCCCCGGCUGUAGCAUCGUUACGAUGGUUCUGACCCCCCGUCUUCUCAGUUCCCCGGGUGGCUUUCUGUACCAUGUCUGUGGGAAAAAAAUAAAAAAAAAAUUCACUGGGAUUCACUUAAAACACACCCAGCGUAGGCACACACACUCCGGCAGUGGAGGCUGUGAUUCCUAAGGCUGACGCUUUUGUGAGGGGCUGGAGAUGAAGGGCCUUUGUCACUUUGUUAGCAGUCACCUCUUAGGGGCACUUUUCAUCAUCAAGGGACUUUCAAAUUCAGCUCUAUUUUAGAGCAUGAACGUGCCUUUUAAGUUACUUUAUAAUUUUAUUACUCGUCGAUAGUCUUCGCUUAUUUCCAUCAUUUUGCAGCCCCAGAUUAGGAAGGUCGUGUUUGGUAGAGAUCCCAGGAGUGUUCACUCUGCUCGAGACUGGGAGCGCGGGCUUCUGUCGGCAGGUGGGACGGAGCGACGGAGCACCGGUUCCCGCCUCCUCAGUCCCUUGCUUCUUGGAGAGGUCAUUUAGGGCAACUGGAUGCGCAUGCUGGCAAGAGGCCUUCUUAGAAAGAAACUAAUUAAAUGUAAUAAAGUCAGGUUCAUCUGAGCCAUUAAAUGCUCAAAAUAGAAGAGUCCAGAGCCACCACCCCCCCCCCCCCCCGCGCCCUGUUACAUUAUAAGCCAUAAAGGUGGUAGAAAUCUGCUGGUCUCAUCACCAGUGGCUUUGCGGUGGAUGGGUGGUACCAACUCUUUAACUGAUGCCAGAGCAUGACAUCUGCUUUUUAAGUCAAACACAACCUUCUGUGUGAAAACACUGUAAGCACUAAGUACAAUAAUUGGAUUGUUAGUAUUUUAUUUUUUUAUUUUUUAAAGAUUUUAUUUAUUUGACCGAGAGAUCACAAGUAGGCAGAGAGGCAGACAGAGAGGGGUGGAAGCAGGCUCCCCGCUGAGCAGAGAGCCCGAUGUGGGGCUCGAUCCCAGGACCCUGAGAUCACGACCUGAGCCGAAGGCAGAGGCUUUAACCCACUGAGCCACCCAGGCGCCCCAGAUUGUUAGUAUUUUAAUAUGAACUUAACCCCAUCACUCAUUUAAAAACAAAUUCUGCAUCAGGUUGUAAAGACAUCUUUUGAGCAGUAUUUAAAAAUCAAAUCAGGCACUUUUUUUUUUUAAAGUAGAGAAAUGUGUAGACUGUUGUUGCCGUUCCCUUUUAGUCUCCCGUUUGGGACAGGUUACUGUAAGCACGGUGGCCUCUGUUCAGCUCCCUAGGGAAGGCUGACCACGGACACCACUGGUCAAGUGCACUGUCCUCCCCGUUGAUUCGGCAUUUUACUUUGGGGAGUUCCUUUUCUCAAGUGUUGAUAAAGCUGCUAAGUUCUCCAGUUCUCGUCCCGGCUCACCAGUUAAGAGAUGUAAAGCCAUCCCAGGGCCGACCAUCACUACUAAUGAUCCGCUCAUCCCAAGCUGGGUUGUAGAAAAGCAAAGCAAGAACGGAGUCAUCUGGCCCGGUGUCCAUGGGUAGUGGGCUUUUUAGCUUGCAUUCAGUCUUUUAAUAGGUAUUACCUGACUUUCAGAUAUAGACUGCCUUAUCGCUUGUGACAGGUGUAGUCUACACCGCCUACUUGAGGUUGGCACAGCACGUGUAUGAAGAUCUUCUGCGUCAGUAUUUGCUGAGCUGGUGGGCAGAAAACAAUUAGGUCAUCUUCCAACAUGCUGGGCCAAACUCCCCCCACCCCCAAUCAACUGUAUCUAGAACAUGAAACUUGCCUCUUAGUUAAUGAUGGUUUUUGCCAAUUGGCCCAGCUUUUAAGUAAACAGUUCUGGAAUCUGAAAAAGUACGUAAUUCUCACUGUAUGGAAGUGAUGCUUCUACACAGAACCGUCCGCUUUGCAGAGGCCCGUCCUCUUCCCGCUCUGGAGACUGGCAGGGAUGUCAGUGUGGCUCACUUGAAGACCCUGUGCUUGAGGCUUUCGGAUCAGUUUCUAGCAAGUAGCUGAAACUCCCCUGGCUGGAGAAGCGAUUUAAUGUGUUAAUUUGAAAAGACUAACUGGGAGCCUAUGUAUCCAUUCACCUCCCUUCCCAGCCGUCCUGUGCUGGUAAGUAGCUGCACACAAAGAGAUCUUUCGGGGUCAGUGGAACACUGUAAGGCACAGAUCAUACACACGCGCGCGCGUGCACACGCACACACACACACAAAUGUAUGGGGAAGGGAGUGCAGAGUAACAUGCCAUGCCAGCUCUCUUUGCCCCUUAUUUCCGUCCAUCCAUGCACCUUCCCCACCCCCUUCUGUUCUCCCUUUCCAAAUACUUUGUUCCCCGUGCGGUCCCAGGCCUACACUGGAUGCUGGGGAUGUAGCCACACACCACGAAUCGCACUUGUGUCUGUAUUCCUCAUGUACGCAGCAGAUUUGGGGAGCCAAAGAAAAGGUAAGCCCUUUCUAUGCUAAAUUGCUAAAGACAGAUCGUAUUCUGAAAAGCAGAAGCCCUCUCCCACCUUGCCCAAAUUCCUUUUCCGUGGUUGCUUACGGUUGCCCUUCCUUCUAGAGUGUCCUCUCGCCUAACAAAAGCAGCAGUUUCAGGGAAAUGAGAAACCAGUUCACUGGGCCUCUGCUCUUCUACUACCCUACUGUUGUGUAACACACAUCAGUUCUACCAUUUGACACACUAGGAAGAUUGUAUCGUAUAGUCAAGAGAAAGGGGGAGGUUUCUACCAUUUUAUCUUAACUCAGAAGUUCCUGGGAACUAGAAAACGAGUCGUGAGCUUUCUCCAAAUUUCUCUGGUAAGACAUCCUUGGUUACCUCUUAUUAUGCCUUUUCAAUAAUCCAGAGAUGGCAAGAGGGAGGUCUCUGACCUCCCCAUAGGUCUGUGGCAUACCAGUGCAUCAUAAAAAUCACUAAACCCAUUAUGGUGAGUGAGAGCUGCUAGUUCCUUGACAAAACCUAUGCUAAGCCUGUCCUUUUAUCUGUUAAUGAAUUUGGUCAAAUCCAACUCAAACUGAAAGCAGCAAAGUUUGGGAACUUGGGGACAAAAUCUUCUCAGUUGCAUUUCUAGGUUAUUACGCAGGGCUAGACAACUCAGAAAAAUUAGUUUUGCAAAACCAGUUGUUUUUGUUCUUCAUAAGAGAACUGUCUGGACACAAUCCGCCCCAGACCACGGCAAGUCUUGCUCAUUUUCCGAGUCCCAGAUACACAGUCCCCCGUGCCUUAAAUGACGUGAACUUUAACUGCAAAUGAUGUUACUGUUUGGCAACAAGAGACAAGUGUUCAACUGCUCGUUCUCACACAGUAAGCCGAAGGAACUCAGUUUUUCCCAGAAACUUAAAAAAGAUGCUUUAUUUUCCGAGAAGCACCAUCUAGUGGCCAAAGCUCAAAGCAGUAAUACUGGGCAUAGAGGGGAGACCUUCUCCUCUUAACAGUUUAAAGGCGAAGUUCUAGAAUGCUGCAGGCUUCACAAGUGACAAUUUAGAAAACUUCAUGACAGCAAAUAUAAAGGGUAAAUUAGAGUUAGAAAUGGAGCCUUGUUAACCGUUCUUGGCCGUGCGGCACUGGACCUCUAACCCUCUGACCCUCAACUUGCUAAUGCAGACCCGGGACACAGUCUUUCAGGAUGGUUGUGAGAACAGGGGACACAGGAUCUUCCCUUUCCAGCUGAAAAAUGCACAAACCACCCUACAGAUGAAGAUGAGCUCGUCACCAUGUUCCCAAGAGUCAGCAGCUUAUGCACACGCUCAAGUGAAAGGCCACUGGGCUGCCCUGGGCAGCUUUGCUCAAACAUGACUGACUCCAGAAUGAGUAAAUUAAGCUUGAAAAUCCAGAUACGCAGAGUACGGAGGACACACACACACACACCACACACACGUUGUUUCUAACACAGGAGAGAAGAAAUGCUGCCACGUAGGGUGUAGACGCCAAUGUCUUCAUUCCCUCCACGGUGAAGCUUACUAGGCUGAGUCUCAGCUGGGCGGAGUGGAGAGCGAAGCUCUAGCUAACCUCAGGCCAAAGGCUGUGUCAGGAACAUUUCCAACAAAUCGUUUUUCUUUUUAAUGGGAUGUGGGAGCACCCUCCCUUCUCAAUCCUCCCCCCACCCCUCCUACCAAUAAAUCAUCUGUAGGAAAGAGACUGCGUUCUCCACCGGUAACUUUGCACCAGUCUUGUAAACUGAAUGAAGACUUACUGCUUCACUACGGUCUGACCUUCGAGAGUCAGAGGGCGCACUUUUUCUGUUAAAUGGAAGAUGAGAGAAUGAUUUACGCCCGAUCAUCAAGUUCAUUCCCUUGCCUUUGUGGAGGCUUCAUGGAGUGACGGGCCUUCGGAGCAUCAGGAGCCACCGGACAAUUACCCGUAGAGGUCAAGUUUCCAAAUCUUGGAACAGUCUGUGAGGUGAUGCCCAGACUGGCCUGCUCUCACCAACUGUUCCACCAGAUGAAAACGGACUAUGUGGAAGGUGAGAAAAGGACACAAAAGAAAAAUUCUUAGGUCAAAACCUACAUCCCCCAGUCAUUAAAUCCCCCUUUCACGUUUGAUUUUCUGUGAGCAUGUACUUGGGAUUUUUAUCAUUUCUGUAGUAGAAACAGCAGCGUCUAGCAGGAACUAGUACCACUUUGCAAGCAGAAAAAAGUGAAAGAUACAGAGGUUUCAGGACAACUUUUAUUGCUACCAGAGGCUUUUAUCAUCAGUACAUGGUUCUGACUGCAAUGCCUUCCUCAGCCUGCACAGGGAGCUCAGGGUCCAGAAGUCACUGAGAGAAAGACAGGUAGGGCGAAAACUCUGAUCAGGAAAAUACGAAUAGCUUAACAGAAACCCAGGGCACUGAAUUCAGUCAUUAUGUGUUACAGACCCCAACCCCAGAGCUGCUCCGGUAUCCAGACAGUCUCUCCUACUGAUUACAAAUGAGUGAAAACGGAUCAGUUAC
Messenger RNA from Lutra lutra (Eurasian river otter), 6805 nucleotides. It is a transcript of the gene SEPTIN11, whose product is annotated as septin 11. Bases 99 to 1376 code for a protein of 425 amino acids. The record is from RefSeq and is a predicted model, not a curated record. Gene Ontology annotation, biological process: cytoskeleton-dependent cytokinesis. Gene Ontology annotation, cellular component: cell division site; septin complex; microtubule cytoskeleton. NCBI's taxonomy places the organism in Eukaryota, Metazoa, Chordata, Mammalia, Carnivora, Mustelidae. Gene Ontology annotation, molecular function: GTP binding; GTPase activity; molecular adaptor activity. The transcript has 10 exons.